Leptosia nina is the source of this 291-nucleotide messenger RNA. Lineage: Eukaryota; Metazoa; Arthropoda; Insecta; Lepidoptera; Pieridae. The record is from the annotation of a GenBank genome assembly.
AUGAAAUCAACAGAGCAAGUGUUUGAAGAGAAAGGCAGUAUGGAGGAUUACUUUAAAUCUAAAAUGGCUGCCUUGAAGACUAAAAAAAAUAUAGAACUUCCAAAAACAGAUGAUAAUGAAGAAAAUCCAGAUUUUGUGUUUCAAGGAUUUGCUCUUGAUACAGAUGACACAACGGACAAAGUGAAAACAGUUUCAUUUUACAACAAUGAUAAUGAUGAAGUACAGGAACUUACAACAGUGGAUUAUACAAUCAAAAAGAAGUCGAAGAAGAAUAAAAAAGAAAAAAUCUGA